GCCUCCACUCAGGUGGCUACGUUCAUGCUCCGCAAGAAGCAGGAUAGAAUCAUAGUGGAAGGGAAAACGUACGCUGUAACCUUCCAACCAUGGAUGAACGAGAAGCAGCUACAAGCUUGGAGGGAAUCGAUGAGGUAUAGCUUCUUCUGGAUAAGAUGCAUGAUGGUUCCAAUUGCUGCCCUUCCCGAACUGGAAACUGCUGUGGAAGAAGCCUUUGGACCGGUUUUGAAAACACACCCAUUAUUCAGGAAACCCGGCUGUCUGGAAUUGCAGAAUGUGCGAUUUGACCUGGUAUCUUCCGCAAGACUCCGCUUCAAGCCUUGGCUCGUUGUGGAUAUGGCGGAACAUGGCAAUUCAGAGAUUGAAGUGGUAGGUGUUGAUACGCCAUGGUGUGCUGAUUGUARAUGUUUUUACCAUUUUGCCGGRGAUCCAGACUGCUCAAUGAAGCAACGGCCAAAAGGUCAAAAACAGGGAUCAAGACAGGGACCAAAAGGAAACACCGGGAAGGAGAAGACUAACAAUGCCCAAGGAGGGAAGAAAGGAGGCAAUAAAGGGGGAAAGGAUAAGGGGAAGGAGCCGACAAGUAAGGAGAAGGUCUCCGGCUCAAGGGGGGGGAMCGGGGAGGAUGGGAAGGAUGAAACAGAAAGGGGGAAAAAUCCCAACCCCRUCCCAACCUCCGAUAAGGGCAAAGAGAUAGUCGUAUGGAAGCAGCGCCCUAAAAGACCGUAUAGGGAAGUCGUCAAAGAUGGGAAAAUUGUCCAAGAGAGGACCAAGGAAAAGGGUGACAAUGCGAGCGAUACAAAAAUGAGUGAUGCCGAAGGGGAGGAUAAGGACAAGUUACRAAAAGARGAUUCUGAAGAAGAGGAGGAGGAAGAGGAUUCUGAGGAUUCUGAGGACUCAGAGGAAUCGGAAGAAGAGGAGAGUGAAAUGGAAGUGGAGGAUGAAGAGGAGGAAUUGGAACGAAAGACACGAAAAAGGAAARAGUCAGAAGUCGAGGAGGAGGAGGAGGAAGAAGGAGAGGAUGGGGAGGGACAAGAAAGAACGGGGGAUCAGGACUCUGAGGCAGAAAUGGAAAAAGGGUCAGAAAAGGGGGAAGAAAAGAAUGGGUCCGAAGCAAGUGAGGACGAGAAUGACGAUGGAAAGACAAUGGGAAAAGAAGGGACGGAGGUGGAGGAAAGAAGGAAAGAACCUAUGGAGAAGGAUGAAGAGGACACUCCAGAAGGGAGGGAAGAGGAAGAAGAGAGAGACCCUCUGGGUCAAGAAGAUGGUAGAAGGAUGACGGAUAUUGGAUGGGGUAAAGAGAAUCCCGCUGAUAAGGAUAAACAGGAAGAAGAUAAAGGGGAAUCUAGCCACCCCUCGACAGAGGGUUCGGCUUUGGAAAACGGCGAGGAUAUGGGAAAUACUCCAGGAGAGGAGGAAGCAGACGACGAGGAAUGGGAUGAGCAAGGUCUGGAAGAAGUGAUCCUAGGCGGUACUUGGAGCGAAUCAGAGGAUGAUCUGCUGGAUGUGGUAGGGGAGACCCUACUCAAAGACGCGACUCCCGCCCAUGGGAUAACUCAGGAAGCGGUAGGGCCUACGUGGAUUCUCCCACUGCUCCCACAGGGUAAUGCGGCAGAGAAAUCUAAGUUAUACUGUAACGACGUGUUUGACUCAGAAAAGGGGGAAGGGUUUCAGCACGAGGGCCUAGUGGAAAGGAAGUCAACGAAAGGGGGACAGAGGAAGCAAAUAGUGGUAGGUCGGGCGACAAACGACCCAAUUUACCAUAGUACAAUCCCAGGGGGCUCCCCCUUCAAAAAGGUCAGGAUUAACGAGAAUACAGGGGUGGGAAUUGUCGCCUAAGAGCUGACAAAAACCUCACUUGAGCUAGGGAAGAACAAGAGUGUUGCUGGCCGAAAACGCAGUCACAUUUAUCGGGCCGCUCGAAAAGAAUUAUCUCAUGCCGAACCGAUGAAAACAUUGAUAAGGACGGACAGGGCUAAAGGAACAAUCAAGAAGUUCCUGAUUC
Chara braunii is the source of this 2005-nucleotide messenger RNA. NCBI's taxonomy places the organism in Eukaryota, Viridiplantae, Streptophyta, Charophyceae, Charales, Characeae. The record is from the annotation of a GenBank genome assembly.